Molecule: messenger RNA, 1095 nt
Organism: Nicotiana attenuata
Lineage: Eukaryota; Viridiplantae; Streptophyta; Magnoliopsida; Solanales; Solanaceae
Exons: 3
Coding region: 1-1095 (364 amino acids)
Source: RefSeq, a predicted model, not a curated record
AUGCAAGAAAAGUUAGCUGCACAUGAUUCGGCAAUCAAAGGCAUUGAAACUCAAUUGGGACAGCUAUCUAUGGCCUUGAACAAUCGCCCACAAGGAACAUUGCCUGCAGAUAGAAACAUCAAUCCAACGGAGCAGAACCCAAAUCAGCUAAUGGCAGUGAGUCUCAGGAAUGGAAGGGAUUUAGACAGAGAGCAAGAAGUUGCUCAAUCUAGGAGAGAGACAAUGCCAACUACUUCAGUGACAUUAGAGACCGACGAGUCAGCAGAGCUCACAGAGGUUGUAAUUGAGCAGGCACAUGUUGACAAGGGUAAGGAGAAGGAAAGUGAACAACUCUUAGAACAGGUGGUAGAAAAAGCUUCUAUUAAAGAAAAGACACAAAGCAGUGGGCAAAGGUUGACUCCUGCACCAUUCCCUCAGAGGGAAAUGCCAGGAUAUGCAAAAAUGAUGAAGAACCUGAUAUCUCGAAAAAUUGACUUCCAGGACCUGUCUACUGUAACUGUGACUCAGACCUGCAGCGCGGUACUGACAAGACUUGUGGCUAAAAAAUUGUCUGAUCCGGGUAGUUUCACUAUCCCAUGCACCGUUGGGAGUUAUGCUUUUGUUAAAGCAUUGUGUGACUUGGGAGACAGUAUCAACUUGAUGCCCUUGGCAAUCUAUACAAAACUGGGCAUCGGCAGAGCUAGACCGACCUCAAUGUUACUGCAACUGGCUGAUCGCACAGUCAAAAGACCGAUACGAAUUUUGGAUGAUGUGCUUGUUCAAGUGGGGAAGUUUGUAUUCCCUGCAGACUUCGUUAUUCUUGACUGUCAAGUGGAUGAAGAGAUACCAAUUAUUCUGGGAAGACCAUUUUUUAGCCACUGGGAGAUGGAGGUUGUGGAUGUAAUACUGCAAGAGGAGGAUGAGACCCUUAAUGUCAAAGAUCCGUUAGAAGCCUGUUUGACGAAUUUGGAAGAGAUGGAUGGUGAAGAGUUGGCGGAGUGGGUCAUGGCCCUCGAGGGUCAAGGGUUCUGGAAAAGGGAACCACAGUUCGAGUCCCUGCGCUUAGAAGAAAGAGCAACACCACCUGCGAAACCAUCGAUAGAGGAGCCACCAUAG